AUGGCUCUUAGAUUAUUGACCAAGAACGUCGCAGCUGCUGCUGUUCGUCCUACUGUUGCUGCCGCUUCUCGCCAAACCGUUCGUGCCUCUGCUAUCCGUGGUUUCACCUCCAAGACUGAAGUGGAGCCCAAGGAGAAGGCCAACAGCUUCAUUGACUCUCUUCCCGGCAACUCCAUCGUCUCCAAGACUGGUUACAUCACUGCUGCCACUGGUUUGUCUGCUUUCUUGAUCUCCAAGGAAAUCUACGUUUUGAACGAAGAAACUUUGGUCUUGGUUGCCUCUGCUGGUCUCCUCGGCGUCCUCUUGAAGUAUCUUAGAGAACCUUUUACCAACAUGGCCAACGAACACAUUGAGCGUAUCAAGAACAUCUUGGUUCAAGCUCGUGAUGACCACAAGAGCGCCGUUCAAGAGCGUAUUGAUGAAGUUGGACAAAUGAAGGAUCUUGUUGAAGUUACCAAGGCUCUUUUCGAACUCUCUCGCGAAACUGCUCAAUUAGAAGCUCAAGCUUUUGAAUUAAAGCAACAAGUCUCUGUUGCCUCUGAAGUCAAGUCCACCUUGGACUCUUGGGUUCGUCAUGAAACUAGUCUCCGUGAGCGUGAACAAAAGCAAUUGGCUGCUUAUUUGAUUGAGAAGGUCAACAAGCAAUUGCAAGACCCUAAGAUCCAACAAGAAAUCUUGGAUCAAGCUAUCCUUGACAUCCAAACUGUUGCCAAGAACGCUUAA
Mucor velutinosus is the source of this 723-nucleotide messenger RNA. Its product is annotated as mitogen-activated protein kinase kinase kinase. Bases 1 to 723 code for a protein of 240 amino acids. The transcript has 6 exons. Gene Ontology annotation, biological process: proton motive force-driven ATP synthesis. Gene Ontology annotation, molecular function: proton-transporting ATP synthase activity, rotational mechanism. Lineage: Eukaryota; Fungi; Mucoromycota; Mucoromycetes; Mucorales; Mucoraceae. The record is from RefSeq and is a predicted model, not a curated record.